AUGCAAUACCUCCUCCUACUCACUCUGGCCACGGGCUCAUGCGCCUUUCUCUUUGGAGGUGGUGGCUGCGGAUGCGCGCCUCCCCCACCACCACCCUGCGGGUGUGGCAGUGGCUUCGCACUUCCGCCGCUUCAACUGCCAUCGCUCUUUCCGUCUGCCUGCGGAUGUGCACCACCUCCGCCACCUCCGUGCGGAUGUCCUCCAACACCGUGCGGUAACGGAUGCGGAAAGUAA
Molecule: messenger RNA, 234 nt
Organism: Cylicocyclus nassatus
Lineage: Eukaryota; Metazoa; Nematoda; Chromadorea; Rhabditida; Strongylidae
Source: the annotation of a GenBank genome assembly